AUGAAUACCAAAUUGUGCCUUGGGGUCGCGCUCUUCUGGUGCUUGGAGUGCCAAAGUUUGGCAUUUGCCAAGCGAUACGAUCCUGGGGUUGACAACGAUGUCAGCGCUACGUGCUCGGCCGAGGGCUUCUGCCUAACUGUGGGCUACACCGGGAAAGCUUGGAAGCCGGACGAAUGCUCUGAUCCCAUUGCAUUGAGUCCCGAUGAAUACUUCAAACGAGACGCAUUCGGUCGCUUCUCUGCAUACAAUCGAGCUUCGCAAGCAAGCUACAUUCCAUCUCUCAAAGCGAAUGAAGUCCAAUUCGCAUUAUUCCGUCUCUUGCUGGAGUAA
Alternaria alternata is the source of this 330-nucleotide messenger RNA. RefSeq lists its product as hypothetical. Bases 1 to 330 code for a protein of 109 amino acids. Lineage: Eukaryota; Fungi; Ascomycota; Dothideomycetes; Pleosporales; Pleosporaceae. The transcript has 2 exons. The record is from RefSeq and is a predicted model, not a curated record.